Messenger RNA from Cricetulus griseus (Chinese hamster), 997 nucleotides. The record is from RefSeq and is a predicted model, not a curated record. NCBI's taxonomy places the organism in Eukaryota, Metazoa, Chordata, Mammalia, Rodentia, Cricetidae.
GUCACAAGCUCCCAAGGCCACAGCAGCCGAGUCCCCUGAGCUGUCUGAGGUGUCCUGGCCAUCCAGUUCAGGGACCCCUUCCCCACUCAGCACAGAGGGACAAAGUACCUCUCCACCACUCACAGUAAUUGACAGCGGCGACUCGGUGGUGGCCAAGUACAUCAACAGGUUCCGCCAAGCUCAGCCCACAAGCAGAGAGGAACGCCAGCCCGCAGGCGCCACCCCAGCUGACUUUUGGUGGCUACAGCCCAAGUCAGGAGCUGGUGAACCGGAACCAGAAGGAAGAUCCGAUAUGACAGGCCCAUCUCCCGCUCAGAUGUACAGUGGAUCCCUGGCGUCAGAUCCUCUUCAGAAUGUAAAGCAGAGCCUGAACACCUGGAACUCCUCUCUGCUGGACUUGGAGACACUGAGCCUACAAAGCAGAGCGGCCAAGCUACUGAAACGCACGCCUGGACCACUGCUCCGCCUGCCUCAGGCCAGGCUCCCUCUGAGGACUUGCUAGCCCAGGCCUCACGACUUCUGCAGGCUGCUGAAGACUCGGAUGGCAGCGAGUUUCAGGAAGACCCUGUGUUGCAGGUGCUAAGAGCUCAGAGGGCAGAGCUCAGGCAGCAGAAAAGGAAAGUGGAUGCCCAGUUAUCUCUCCUCUUGAACCACACUGAAGACCCAGGAUCUUCCUCUCCUCCAGCCAGCUCACCUCCCGGGUCCCCAAGAAUGCGGCUGAGGAGGGAAGGGGCCUCCUUUGAGGCCAGGCAACUUUGAAUUAUAAAAUUCUGUUUUUCCUGGUCUGGGGAGGUAAAGUGCUUGCAAGUGUGAAGACCUGAAUUUAGAUCUCCAGAACUUACAUAAAGGUACUGACUGGCCAACUGGCCUGUGGAGCCUGGGUCUCAAACAAGGUGGAAGGCAAGAACCUGUAUUCAAAGUCCUUUGACCUCCAUACAUGAGCUGUGGGGUGGAUGGACACACACACACACAAUAAAGUUGGCUCCAAAUAACAUUU